AGGUGUACAACGUCAUGAAGUGCAUUUUUUAAAACUGUCACUCCUUUGCAGCAUAUGACAUAAAUUCACAGCUUAUAUGUAGGAGCGUUAGGAGACUGACACUACUCUCAGCCAUGAUAGCAUUUCUUGUUUUGAUCGGAUCUGUGGCAGUUUACGGCCAGGGUCAGAGCCAGGGCCACGCCCACGCCCACAACCACUCCUGCAUCCACAACAACCACCAGCAGCUGCAGGCGGACCAAGUCAUCAUCAGCGUCAUAGCCGACAUGGAGAAAGAUGGCGACGGCAUUGUGGAGCAGACCGAGGUCGAAAAGGAGUUUGUCGAGAAGUAUGACCAUGACAAGAGCGGCGAUGUCAGUGAAGAUGAGUUUGUAAAACAGUGGCAUCAGCAGUACCAUGACGCACCUGACUUUGCCGGCUACCUCUUCCACCACUUCGACUCCAACGAUGACCACAAACUGUCCGCCAUCGACAUCGUCAAUUUUGUGAAAAGUGCUGAUGCUGACGGAAAUGGUCGCGUCUCGAUCGCAGAGUUCCAGGCUUUCUUGACCAACCUCUACGUCAACUGCGUUCCGUCACAUUAUUCUCACGGCCGUUGAGAUGUGCUGUCAAGUAAAACAUUAUGAUGUAAA
Messenger RNA from Haliotis rubra (blacklip abalone), 629 nucleotides. RefSeq lists its product as uncharacterized. NCBI's taxonomy places the organism in Eukaryota, Metazoa, Mollusca, Gastropoda, Lepetellida, Haliotidae. The coding region runs from base 114 to 596 and encodes 160 amino acids. The record is from RefSeq and is a predicted model, not a curated record. Gene Ontology annotation, molecular function: calcium ion binding. The transcript has 5 exons.